GUUACACCAUGUGGCGUGCCACCUAAGAUUAUUCUGCUGACUCAUCAUAAAAAUGCCAUGCCAUGUAGGAUUAGAAAACUGACAAUUAAAAGAAGAAGACACAUUUUUCAUUUCCGAUUAACUGGUACGGAGCACAUAACCUUUUUAAAGUUUUUAGGGUUUUUCUCUUCCUUCUCCUCCCUGAAUAAUGAUGAUUCGCCCUGAAUAACGAUGAUUCGCUCUGAUGAAGACGAAAGUUCGGAGAUCUAUUCAUCGAAUAUUGUAACCAGCGUCCUCAAGAAGGCUGCGAAAGUUCUUUAUUACCGCCACAAGAGGACAUCUUCCUGUCACUCCAAGCCACCAAUUUGGACAGGGUUUCUUUUGAAAGCUUCCCGAAAUUUUGGUCUGGGAUUUCACACGAGAGAAGCUUUGGAGUACUGGUUUGGCACAGAAAUGGAAAUAGCUUCUCUUGGAUCCGACCAGUCCAUCAAUUGGCAAUCACUUUAGGCCAAAAUGCACACUAACGAAGUUCACAGUGAAGCAUUAGCUGAAUCUUCUCCACCAAGGUUCUAUACUAAUUGCUCGAGAGAGAAGCAAUCAAUCAAUUUCUCCACCAAGUGAAGAAGGGACAUAGAUCAUAUGAGCAUACAAUGAUAGAAGAGCAGCUUCAUCUAUGGAAGAAGAGAAUGCAAAUGAGCAAUUAAUGUUAAAAUAAUGU
Molecule: messenger RNA, 697 nt
Organism: Cuscuta campestris
Lineage: Eukaryota; Viridiplantae; Streptophyta; Magnoliopsida; Solanales; Convolvulaceae
Source: the annotation of a GenBank genome assembly